Messenger RNA from Wallemia ichthyophaga EXF-994, 987 nucleotides. Its product is annotated as Cyclin-dependent kinase 1. Gene Ontology annotation, molecular function: cyclin-dependent protein serine/threonine kinase activity; cyclin binding; ATP binding. Bases 1 to 987 code for a protein of 328 amino acids. Gene Ontology annotation, biological process: signal transduction; G1/S transition of mitotic cell cycle; regulation of G2/M transition of mitotic cell cycle. The transcript is spliced from 4 exons. Lineage: Eukaryota; Fungi; Basidiomycota; Wallemiomycetes; Wallemiales; Wallemiaceae. The record is from RefSeq and is a predicted model, not a curated record. Gene Ontology annotation, cellular component: nucleus; cytoplasm; cyclin-dependent protein kinase holoenzyme complex.
AUGGACAAUUACACUAGAUUAGAGAAGGUCGGCGAAGGCACUUACGGUGUCGUUUACAAAGCAAAGAACGUAAAUGACGGUAGAAUCGUCGCUUUGAAGAAAAUCCGCUUGGAAGCCGAAGAUGAGGGCGUUCCUUCGACAGCUAUUCGCGAAAUUUCACUUUUGAAAGAGCUCAGAGAUGAUAAUAUCGUUCGUUUAUUUGAUAUUAUUCACUCAGAUGCAAAGCUCUACCUCGUUUUCGAAUUCUUGGACUUGGAUUUGAAGAAAUACAUGGAUAAUGUUGGCCAGAAGAAGGACGGCCUUGGCCCAGAUAUCGUCAAAAAGUUCACUUACCAGUUGAUUAAGGGGACUUAUUUCUGUCACGCCCACAGAAUCUUGCACAGAGACUUAAAGCCUCAAAACUUACUCAUCGAUAAGGAAGGUAACUUGAAAUUGGCCGAUUUCGGUUUAGCAAGGGCUUUCGGUAUCCCUCUGCGCACUUAUACUCAUGAAGUUGUCACCCUUUGGUAUAGAGCUCCUGAGGUCUUGCUCGGUUCAAGACACUACUCUACUGCAAUCGAUAUGUGGUCCGUUGGUUGCAUUUUCGCUGAAAUGGUCAUGCGUCAACCUCUCUUUCCUGGUGAUUCAGAGAUUGAUGAAAUAUUCAAGAUAUUUCGAGUUCUCGGUACCCCAAAUGAAGAAAUCUGGCCCGGUGUCAAAUCUUUACCUGAUUACAAAACUACUUUCCCACAAUGGUCACGUGUAGACCUUUACAAGGCAGUACCAGGCUUGGAACCUGAAGGUAUUGACCUUCUCUCGCAACUUCUUAUUUACGACCCAGCACAUAGAUUAUCAGCCAAGAGAGCUUUAAACCAUCCUUACUUUGAAUUUUCAAAUGAGACGGAUAUACCAUCGAUUACGGCAUCUAUAGCAGAAACAGCACAACAACGCGCUGCUCAAAAAGCUAAGACAGCCUCACAAGCAUCUUUAGCAGCUGUCAAAGCGUAG